Molecule: messenger RNA, 1152 nt
Organism: Boeremia exigua
Lineage: Eukaryota; Fungi; Ascomycota; Dothideomycetes; Pleosporales; Didymellaceae
Exons: 3
Coding region: 1-1152 (383 amino acids)
Source: RefSeq, a predicted model, not a curated record
AUGGCCGAUAUAGAACCGGAUAUAAUAUCAGCCUGGCGCGAGUGUGCAAAAUGUUUCGACGAGCGAAGAGACGCCCUCGAUGCUUUAUCAACCACUCUGAACAGACAGAUACUUGUGAUGAAGGACAUUUUCAAUAACGGUCAACAACAAAUUAGAAGUCUUCUAGCAUAUAGAAGCAUAUUGUCGCUGGCAGGUGUCAGUCAGCCAAGGCACACAUUUGAACAAUGGGUGCAUGAGCUGGACAUCAAAAACGCAGACGAGAUACAGAGAGACUGGAUUCUAAUCUCCAUCUACACGGCAGUCAAGCCCACAGAGGAUGCAUACUACCUCGCAACGCGCGCCUACGGGCAAAUGCAAUCCAUACUCGAGCUUCAGAAACUGACGUGGAACUCGAAUAUUGACCUGCAAGCCGACUGUGACGCGUUGUUGGCGCGCUUGACGCAACAGAGAAAAGAGACUGCGCGCAUCUUCGAAGAUGAUCUGAGGCCCCUCAAGGCACUCGUAGACAGGGUAGCUGGCGAUUUGAACAACGAAAAAUCGAGAUUGCCUGUAUCUGAUGUUGAAGAGUUCAAGAACGCUACCCCACAAGAAAAGUCUAUGAUCAUUGCACGUCAACUUAAAAGUGAGCAAGCCGAUAUCGCGCGUCUAGCACGUGCCCGCUCAGCGUGCUAUGGCGUGCUCCAAUCCGCCUUGCAAGACAUGCAGCACCAGUACGCAGCCCUGGCCGAGAUCGAAAGCGAGUUGAACUUGCUGCAGUACGGGCGGGCGCCACAAGGACAGGGCGGAGAUUGGUCUUGCAAGACGAGCGGCGGGAGCGACACGGUGAUGCCGUCCGCUGCAGGUACUGCGCCUGACAAUGUGCCUGCGUUCAUGGAGGAGUACUUGCCUGCGCCCGAGCGACUGCAGCAGCCGGGUGACGAGCCGGGGAUGAAGCGGUGUGUGGUGGGCCGGCCGGUGGGGAAGGUGCUGCGGGUUGGGGAGAGGUUCUACGGGAUAGGGAGGUGCGACAAGCAUCAUGACAAAGACGUCUUCAAGGACAAUAUGCAGAUACACAGGAGUAACGAGGGUGACUAUAAGCUCAACGAGCAUGCGUGGAAGUGUACUGGACAAGCCACAAGGGGGCCUAUGAGGAAACCGGCACAUCGGCUGUAA